Molecule: messenger RNA, 3692 nt
Organism: Sycon ciliatum
Lineage: Eukaryota; Metazoa; Porifera; Calcarea; Leucosolenida; Sycettidae
Product: cullin-1-like
Exons: 24
Coding region: 251-2695 (814 amino acids)
Biological process (GO): SCF-dependent proteasomal ubiquitin-dependent protein catabolic process; protein ubiquitination
Cellular component (GO): SCF ubiquitin ligase complex
Molecular function (GO): ubiquitin protein ligase binding; protein-macromolecule adaptor activity
Source: RefSeq, a predicted model, not a curated record
UUGAAUGUCACAUGCGAGCUGAUUUGAAGUCGACACUGAGAACAAUUGAUGCCUGGAUGCAGUGAUAUAGCACAGAUCUUUGGACGUUUCUUUCAGUUACAUCUAGUUGCUGGUUCAAGCUGGUGGUUGUGUUAGUGAAGCUGCACGCUGGAGAACUUAGAAGUCUGUGUGUUUGCUUUCAGACCAAUGACCGCAUAUUUCUGAGACAUUAGCCAAAUGAUGUGAAAAGUAACCAUUGUCAUUGAGGAAGAUGAGCAGCAAAAACUUCAGUUCUCCUGGUGGAGAAUCACGUGUACCAAAUUCUCUAUCGCGGAAAUGUCCUCUCGAAGAUGUUUGGAUGGACCUGCAAGAUGGAAUACGUCAGGUAUUUUCGUACAGGAGUAUGUCAAAGCCUCGAUACAUGAAACUUUAUACUCAUGUGUAUAACUACUGCACUAGUGUCAACCAGACACCUGACAGCUCGCGGAGCACAUCUGCAAGAUCGGCUUCAGGUAGAACGGGCAAGAAAGAAGCGGGAGGUCGAGCUGCAAGGAAGACUGUUGGCCCUGGAGCGGCCUCGGCCGGUGGUAAGCGUGGAUCGAAAGAUGCUGGCAGUUCCAGUGCUAGUGGCACUAGCCACCAUAUUGGGAUCGGCCUGUAUCGCAAAAUUGAGGAUCUGUUCCAGGAGAUCUUGUCUGACAUAUCAAAGGCGGGUGAGCACCUGAGAGAUGAAUCCAUUCUAGAUCAGUACACGCAGGAGUGGGAGCGCUAUCAGUUUAGCUGUCGCGUACUUCAUGGUCUCUUUGCAUAUCUUAACCGGCAUUGGGUGAAGAGAGAGUGUGAUGAGGGCAGGAAGGGCAUUGUGGAUGUCUACUCGUUGGCGCUAAUGGCCUGGAAGAAGUACUACUUUUGGCCGCUGAAGGAGCGGAUCAUAAACGCUGUCCUAACCUUGAUCCAGAGAGAGCGCAGGGGUGAAGCCAUCAACACCCGCUUUAUCAGUGGAGUCACAUCCAGUUUAGUGGAGCUGGGUGUGUGUGAUCGUGUUGGUGGAGCGGAGACUGGCCGGAAUCUCGAGUUUUAUCGUGAUAACUUUGAGACCGUCUUCUUUGAAGAUACGAUGAAUUUCUAUGCUGCAGAGAGCAUUGCGUUCUUGAGUGAGAACUCAGUAACUGAGUAUGUCCGAAAAGUGGAGCAGCGUCUGAACGAGGAACAGCGCCGCUGCGGAGUGUACCUUCAUGAGAGCAGUCGGGAUGAGCUGGCUCGCAAGUGUGAGUCAGCACUGAUAUCAAACCACAUCGAUCGGCUGUAUUCUGAGUUCAAGGUCCUACUCCGAAACUACAGGACAGAAGACUUGUCACGAAUCUAUGGUCUUGUGGCACGCGUUGACAGCAGUGUGACAACACUGCAUACUGCUUUCGAGGAGCAUAUCCGAGAAGAGGGUUCAUUGGCGAUAUCAAGCAUUGCUACGACUGGCGCUGUGGACGCAGAGGCCUAUGUCAAGAAGUUUCUGGAGAUUUUCGAUCGCUUCCUGGACAUAGUUGACAAAGCCUUUGCUCAAAACAGCUGUUUUAGAGAUGCCCUGGAUAAGGCGUUCCGAGUGUUUGUGAACAAGAAUGCUGCCACUGAUGCGGCUGGUAGCGCAACGAGGAGUCCUGAACUCUUGGCUCGUUAUUGUGACGCUCUCCUGAAGAAGGGCUCAAGAAUUUCUGAAGAGAACGAGUUGGAUUUCGAAAUGUGCCGAGUGAUGAUAGUGUUCGGUUACGUGGAGGACAAGGAUGUCUUUCAGAAAUUCUACUCGAAAAUGCUGGCCAAACGGCUAGUUCAUCAUCUUUCAACUUCCGAUGAUGCCGAGGCAGCAAUGAUUUCUAAAUUGAAGGCAUGCUGUGGGUUUGAGUACACGGCCAAACUCCAGCGCAUGUUUCAGGACAUUGGUGUGAGCAAGGACUUGACUGAUGCAUUCCGAACGUCAAUACAAGCUUCUCCAGAGUCAGCAGGCCUUGUGGACUUCACUAUUCAAGUUCUCAGCUCUGGAUCAUGGCCUUUUGUAGCAGUAGCUGGCGAGUUUUCCCUGCCACCUGAGUUGGAAAAAGUUCAAACUCGCUUGAGUUCGUUCUAUACGAACAAGCACAGCGGACGCAAGUUGACUUGGCUUUACAGCAUGUCGAAGGGUGAACUCACAACCACCUGCUUCAAGAACAAGUACAUCUUUCAGGCAUCCACGUACCAAAUUGCUGUGCUCCUGCAUUUCAAUGAUCACGACUCUCACAGUAUCCGACACUUGCAGAAAGUGACCCUGAUCAAGGAGGAUACGCUGAUGCAAGUCAUUGCGAUUCUGCUGAAAUGCAAGCUACUGGUGUGCAAGGAUGAUGCUCCAACACAGGACUCGAUUGUCAGCUUGUUCCUGGGGUACAGAAACAAGAAGCUUCGUAUCAACAUCAACGUGCCAUUGAAGGGUGAGGUGAAGGCUGAGCAGGAGGCAACGCACAAGCAUAUCGAAGAAGACAGGAAGCUUUUGAUCCAGGCUGCUGUGGUACGUAUCAUGAAGAUGAGGAAAACCCUAUCUCACCAGCAACUGAUGGGUGAGGUACUUGGACAGUUAUCAAGCCGUUUCAAGCCCAGAGUUCCGAUCAUCAAGCGUUGCAUUGACGUUCUGAUUGAGAAGGAGUAUCUAGAGCGUGUUGACGGACAGAUGGACAAGUACACCUACCUAGCAUGAUGUACUGCUCCCACUGUGUGAGUGUGCGGUGAUUGUGUCACCAGCUUUAGUGCCAAUACUGGCAGGGAGUUGGCUGACAUUCAGUUGUGAAGCUGUCCUUUCCAGCAUAUCCUGGACCACCACCGCCAUUGUAUAUAUAGUGUAUAUAGUGAGUGACCCAUCACCUUGUAAUAAGCAAGUCAUUUCCGCUGAAAAAAAGAAAGUCGUCCCGCAUGCCAUUUUCCCCUCAUCAGCAAUAUUUUAGUAAAUGUUAAAAGCAACGCAGCAGAGGACAGCUGUUAUGAUAACUUCCUACGGCACGGCUGCAUGUUGCCUGCUGGCACCAAACACACGCACACACCCACACACACACACACACACACACACACACACACACACACACACACACACACACACACACACAGCAGACUGCCGGAAAAUAGGAGCAACUGGAAUUUCUAGAUGUACAUUCACGGACUAGACCUUCCUUUCACGGCUGACAAUACAUCUUCUUUCACGGUUUUCUAAUACCUACAGCAGAAGUAGCUGCAGCUGCAUGUAUAGCAUAGUGCUGAUUGAGUAUCAUGAUCUUAUCACUACCUAUCAUGCGGCUAUGAAGUCAUCAUCAUUAAUUUGUCUCAUCGAUGCCCCAUUGCACGUGCGCCUGUGCAAAAAUCGCCAUUCAUAACAAUCUCUCUCUCCCUGCAUAUGUACACGCAACAACAUAUUGUCCAUAUUUGGUCUGGUUAUUUUGUUUUCGUGCUGCGUGUUUGUCCUCCGCUGCUCUCAUUCUCGGCUGCUAUUGUCAUGUGCUGUACAUGUAGGUGUUGUACAUAGUUCUUGCCAUGUUUAUCAUGUUAAUGAUGUCUCGAUUUGCUUUGCUUUUUUAAAUCCUAUCUGUACAAUAGUCUCGUUAUCUUAUCUGGUGGCCUUCUGCUGUUCGCAUUAUGGCCAUUUUCACAUUCGAGUGUCCGUGUAUUAUUUUUUUUUGGAAUGUGAUGUAUUGUGUGUCGUUGAA